Messenger RNA from Desarmillaria tabescens, 6426 nucleotides. RefSeq lists its product as uncharacterized. The transcript has 35 exons. The coding region runs from base 1 to 6426 and encodes 2141 amino acids. NCBI's taxonomy places the organism in Eukaryota, Fungi, Basidiomycota, Agaricomycetes, Agaricales, Physalacriaceae. Gene Ontology annotation, molecular function: hydrolase activity; ATP binding. The record is from RefSeq and is a predicted model, not a curated record.
AUGCCUCGCAAGCGCAUACUUCGCAGCGAUCUCUUCAACCAAGAGCAGCUCGUAUCGAUGGAUGCGCUUGAGUCUGCGUUGCAAGAACUACAAAGUCUCCUCACAAAGGAUAAUUUCAAGCAUGUUUUUCAAGACCUGAUCGACAACGAGAGCCCUCGUAUUCUCCUCCUUGUCCUGUCGUCCCUGAGUGAGACUACGUCGUUGAUGAUCACGUCGUGGUUGCUGGAGUCGUUUCCCUCCAGCCCUGCCGAAUACGAUGCGAGUGUCCACUACGUGACUUUAUCUUGUCUCUCUUCAGAGUUUCGUUCCUGCUCUUUCAUUGAAGAUAAAGAAUUAUGUGCCCGAUACUACCAGAUGACUCAGAUCACGCCCAGGGUUUUGAGCUAUCUCAUCUCCUUCCUCCGCCCCAAGGGCAACGCAAAACAGUCUCAAAGGAAUUUUCAACAAGCCAGGCCCGACGACAACACUACAAUUUUGGUCAAAAGGUACUUCAAUGUCCUGAAUGCCGAUAUGCCUGAAACGUCGGGCGAAGCAUCUGUCCUCGUGGAUCAUGUUUUGCAAAGUCAAAAGGAUACUCUCAAGUUCUAUCUAGAGUUGCUGCGUCGUCCUGGGAUAUCCAUACCACUCAAGGAACGUUGUAUCACUUCUACGUCCCCCAUAAAGGAGGAAAACAAGAAUCCAUCUGGGUCUGUGGUCCCUUCUGCGUUUCCGAUCGUCCAACCGAUGAAGUCGGCGUUAUACUUUGAUACUGCCGAGGACUUUGGAGAUUGGACGGUCAUCAUAUCCACGAAUGCUGACAAUUUUUUGCGGACCGCCCACAAGAAAGAUCUCUUCACGUUUAACAUCACUGUCAAGAAGAUCAAGGAGCUUUCUUGCGGUUACUUUACCGAUAACAAUCAAAAACGUUUGAGUGGAAGCGCGACUGAGGUUCCUGUCUUCGAGGCUAAAAUCGCUCGCAACCUCAGAGUCAUCUAUCAAAUCAAUGUAAUCCCAGGUGAUGAUGGAGAGCAGCAAGCGAUCAAAAUAUUCGGUAUCUAUACUCAUGCUCAAAUCGACAAUCGGCUCUGGAGUUCUAUUAGCGCUCAGCUUCGUAAAAAGGGAAAGGAAUACCGGAAGAGAUGCGUAGCUAGGAAACGGGCAGAUCAGGCCUCGAAGGAUACUUUUAUCCCAGCGUUCUUUCCCCCGCUACCUGAAGUAUCGCCUUCGGAUAUCGAAAGUCUACCGGAUCUACGUCCUGAAGAAACGGCCCAGGUUCAUUCAAGACUUGUGGUUGAGAAAUACGUCACAUUUUUGCAGCCAUUUUUGAAUACCAUCUUAGCAGAUGUGGAUGCUAUUUUUCCUCACAUGGUUUCCGUUCAAGAGAAAUGUAUUAUAGAGCAUCCGAAGUCUUGCUACGUCAUCGGCCGCAGUGGCACGGGAAAAACAACUACUAUGUUAUUCAAGAUGUUGCUCAUUGAGCGGACGUUUCAACUCAUGGAGUCAGGUUUACCCCGUCCUCGUCAAGUCUUCAUCACGAAGUCUAGAAUGCUCGCUAAGAAAGUGAAGGAAUACUUUGAGAAGUUGGCCAGCUCCUUGGCAAUGGCAUCACAAUCCUCUGCUGACCCUACGAACCUACCGAGAGCUCCCCAGUACCAAGAUGAUCUAGGGCUGAUUGACGAAGAUGAUGAUGUAGAUUGGGGGACUGAUUUACCAGCCAAGUACAGUGAACUCGAGGAGAGGCAUUUCCCAUUAUUUAUCACAUUUGAUGGCCUUUGCGACAUGUUGGAGGCUGACAUGAGUACUCAAACGUUGACCGACACGAGACGUACUGGCAUCAAGCGCCAGAUGGGUGUCAUUACUUUUGAAUCCUUUUGCGAGUCCUACUGGUCUCAUUUCCCUGAACCGUUGAUUAAAGGAUUAGAUCCCGCCUUGGUAUUCAGCGAAAUUAUAGGUAACAUAUUCAUAUAUCUUGUGUUAAAAGGGAUUGACCCGAGUCUCCGUUCAGGCGUCAUCGAAGGUUCGGCAGAGACACUGAGCGAAGAGAAGCAUCACCUUAACAAAGACGCAUACCUUGAUCUCAGUAAACGCCGACAGUCUACAUUUGCUGACCAGAGGUGCGAGGUGUACAGACUCUUUGAGUUGUAUAUGCGCAAGAAGAAGUUGCGGGGAGAGUAUGACACCGGUGAUCGAACCCAUGGCAUCUUGAAGCAUUUCACGGAAAACGGAAUCCCGGGCAAAGGACUUGAUCAUUUAUAUGUCGACGAAGUACAGGAUAACAUGCUCAUUGACACUAUGAUUUUGAGGGCACUAUGUAGCAAUGCGGAUGGUCUUUUCUGGGCAGGUGACACUGCACAGACCAUCUCCGUUGGAAGUUCUUUCUGCUUCAACGCUUUGAAGGCAUUUCAGUGGAAUAUUGAGGACCAGUACCGGAGGAAGCACAGACCAGGAGUUAGAUGCAAGCAGCCACCCGAGAUGUUUCAACUUACUGUCAACUAUAGGUCUCAUGCAGGCAUUGUUGAUUGCGCACAUUCUAUCAUUGAACUUAUCACGACCUUUUGGGAGGAUUCCAUUGAUCGUCUUUCUCCAGAGAUGGGCAUUAUAGACGGGGUCAAACCUAUCUUUUUCAACAACGAAGAUCGUGCCCAGUUGGAUCAGUUCAUUUUUCAUGAUGGCGGUGAUCCCAUCGAGUUUGGUGCCCAGCAAUGUAUCAUUGUUAGGAAUGAAAUGGCAAGAGAGAGACUCCAACAGAAAGUCGGUGAAAUUGGUCUUGUGCUUACCGUAUAUGAAAGCAAAGGACUUGAAUUUAAUGAUGUCCUGCUCUACAACUUCUUCGCCGAUUCACCCGCUGGUCUUGCGCAGUGGCGUGUCGUGCUGAAUGCCAUCGAGGAGAGCAAGCAGGACCCUGGGAAUCCUCCCCCUCGAUUCGAUCAUAUUCGUCAUGCCAGCAUUUGUAACGAACUAAAAUCGCUGUACGUUGCAAUCACAAGAGCACGUGAAAAUAUCUGGAUCGCAGAUGGAUCUGAGAAAGGGGAGCCCAUGAGAAUUUUUUGGACGAACAAAGAUUUGAUUAACAAUUAUACUCGGGGAUCUGAUGCUCCUCGUCUUGCAUCUUCAUCAACACCCGAAGAAUGGGCUGCAGAAGGACGUGAACUAUUCAACGCGAAGCGCUUCUUGCAGGCGAAGCAUUGUUAUAUCAAAGCCGGCCUCCCUCUCCUAGCAUCCAUUGCAGAUGCCUAUGAAAUGCGGGCAAAGGCUCGUAGAGUCAUGGGUACAUCGACGCAAAAAGUCCUCGAACGACGUUCUUACUUCGCAGAGGCGGCAAAACUGUUCUUUGAAUGUGCUAAGGGCACUAAGGUCAGCACGAACCCGAAAGAUUCCAUGACUUAUCUCAGGAUCAGUGGCGAAUGCUUCGAACAAGCUGACAAGAAGCAUCGAGCUGCCCAAGUAUUCCUCCGUGCUCAAGAAUACACCCAUGCCGCGGAGUUGUACAUAGACAUUGGCAGGUUUGACGAUGCGGUGGCAGUUAUGAAGGGCCAUAAAGAUGAAAUGUCGUUGAAGGUUGUGAAAGAUGUCAUCAAGCUUGCUCGACUGGCAUACUUUUCUAACGGCCAGAUGAAAAAAGCGCACGACCUAUUUGAUACAUUUGAAGAAGAAGUAGAGUAUCUGGAAGAAAGGGAUCUCGAUGUUGCUCUUGCCGACUUACUGGAGACAAAGGGAAAGGUCUGCGAAGCUGCUGAAUUGCAUUACUCCAAGGGUCGCAAGCAACAAGCCAUUGUGCUUUUCCUUUGCCAAGCCCAAAACAAAAAUGCUUUGCAUCGAGCUCAAGAAUGCGUUCUCGAAGAGCUUUGGUACAGAAUAUCUUUUGGCGUUGACCCAAAUGCUAUAAGAUCAGAUCCCACUGUCAAGCGGCUGAUGCUGUUUGCUUCGCGGCUUGAUGUGGCUUCUAUGGAACGUACUAAAGCUGCUGAACUGUCUAUGUUUAAGGCUAUCAUCAAUGAUCCCAUAUCUCGGCUACAUGCACUAGGGUUGAAUUUCUACAACAUAGGCAAUAGUACCGCAGCGCUGCUCUGCCUAGAUCAAUAUUUUUCUCAGGCCUGUCGAAUUCGUGACUUAGUUCUUGUUGACGCAGUCGAGAAACUCAGCCUCUUUGAUACCUACGUCGGCCUCCUUUCUACCACAGCGUUCCGAACAGACCCUUCUCGCGAUGCAACAACUGCGGCAUUGUUCGGUUUUCGGCGAAACACAACGAACGAAUUUCUUGUGCCCCCGAACACUUGGUUGUACUCAGCGGCCCUUAAACUUCGACCUAAGAACAUGCUUAGGGAUUCCUCCAAUCUCAGGCUGUCAGUACCUGAACUACGUAUGUUGUUUCGACAAGCUCUUCAAAUUCAUCUCAAAAGAAUGAUUGCCGCUGAAAAUGACGAAUGCGGGAGAAGCAAAGCAUUCACGCUUUGCCUAGAAUUCGCUGUAUCUGGGAUUUGCAUGCGCCCUGAAUGUCCGGAAGCCCAUGUACCACCUUCGGAGAUUGAUCCCAGUUACUACAACAUGCGCAUCCGCUUGCACCUACAACAAAUCCUGAUCUUGCAGUUGCUUACGGCGUUUAAAGAGAAUGAUCGCGAUGAAUCGGAAAACAGAGAAAUCACCAAGUUCUGGCUCAGCCGUCUCUGCGACGCUCUUCAUCCUCCUGAUCGUGUGUUUGGGUCCAUUUCCGAUCUCGCGCUUUCUACAAUUCCCGAGGCUCCAAAAGCACUGGAUGUUGUAAGAGAUUGGAUACAAAUCCUUGUCUAUGGCCGAGAGUAUCUACCCCCGAUACAGCUCUCCCCCGAUGUGAUGCGGACAGCUCUCUUGGCCCUCAUGUUUGACCGAAGUCAAGCAGGUCAUCUCAGAAACACCCCAUACUCCAGCGCAAAACACCCUCCAUCUAUGUACAUCCGCCGUAGAAAUGGUUUUGUUCUUCAUAAUCUUCUAAGCUCAAUGUCGGGAGAUCAAACAUGGUCUCUUACUGCUGGUUGUCUAUUCGUCGAGCGCAUCAUAAAGCAAAGAUUCCAUAUCAACAUAGGUGUCGUGUGCGACUUUCUGGAUCUUCUUUGCAGUUCUGCCAUUCUUUUCGGUGUUCGCCUGGAAACGCCAUUACUACAUAAUAUGAUUGUCCCUCGUAACUGGCUCUUAUGCUUUGUGAGCUACCAUUCAUCACCGUACGUCAAUGAAGAGAUGCAGACAAAUUAUUAUCGAACCCUUUUGGAACCUAUGCGGGAUCUUCUGGAACAAUUGUGUGUCGGUCGAGGCUGUGAGCAUCUCCUGUACCAUGGGACUUCCGAAAAUCUUUCAAAUCUGCCAUACAAAGUUCGCUGUGUUUUCGUCGCAAGAAUAUUCAACGCUAUCGGUCUAUUGGGCUACAACAUUCACGACGAAUCUCUUCGCAGCGAUAUUCAGAAGUUGAUGCUAUCGUUGCGCCAAGAAGAUCGCUUGUUUUCUCAUCUUUAUGGUCGAUACAUCGAUGCUGCCAGUCGUUCAUGGGAUGAACUUGUGGAGGUCAUUUGUCACUCAAUUGAAUACGAUGCCAAGGACGAAACGAUACAGCUCGUUCACCAGAGCAGGACUCCAGAAAAAAAGCCUACCUCGCUACAAGUCCGUCAGCUUGUUUACCGCGACUUCACGGAUAUCCAAGCGCAGCUUGCUCUCACCAAGUCUGCAUCUACCCCGGCCACCUCGCCACAUAAGAUUCAUGAGCAAAAAGAGCCCGAUGGAGAUGCAAGUAAAGCGAAGGGAACGGAAGAUACCCAAGAAGCUAAAGCCGUCGAGGAGGCUGCCGGCGAAGGUGUUGAAGUUGUCGACACUAUUCCGACGCAAGAUAUGACAACCCCGGAUCCUACAGAACGAGAGAUCGCCGCCGCGUCCUUGAUUCAGCGAGCAUACAGGAAAGUCCUCCGUUGUCGACGAGGUGUUGCCGAGAGAGGGACAGCAGGCCUUCGUGCCCAGAUAUACGCCUCAUGCACUGAAGAAGUAUCUCGGCUUGGUGAUAAACCAGGGCUAUAUCUUCGCUUGUUUCUGGGUCCACUGCCGCACAUUUUAGUCUGUUUGGAGAUAGUCUGUAUCGAUACACACAAGCACAAGACGAAGACGAAAAGCAGACUUAGUAAAAAGUGCACAUCUGAUGAGUAUGGUGCACUCGGUGACCUGUUAACAAAGACCACCAAGGCGAACCAGACUGCGAUCAAGCUACAAAAGCUUCUCAGCCCAAAGUCUACCUUCCACGGGCGUUGCGAUGUCAAGGAACUGAAGAGACAAAUAGAAGAGGUCAACUGCCUAGUUUCUUCUCUUCCUUUCGACGCAUCAUUGGACUUAUCCAAUGAUCUGCAUCUCGCGGGGAUCGUAACUGGUAGUGAACGUUCAUCAGCACACACACGCAAGAACUUGAAGCCGAAGCUCAAUACCACUGGUUUGUAA